This is a messenger RNA of Jaminaea rosea, 1476 nucleotides long. RefSeq names its product WD40 repeat-like protein. The record is from RefSeq and is a predicted model, not a curated record. Gene Ontology annotation, molecular function: protein binding. The coding region runs from base 33 to 1310 and encodes 425 amino acids. NCBI's taxonomy places the organism in Eukaryota, Fungi, Basidiomycota, Exobasidiomycetes, Microstromatales. The transcript has a single exon.
CUCUUGGAAAACUCAGCAACAUUACCACCACUAUGUCCCUCCAAUUCAUAGCCGACUUCGACUCGCAAGGCGGUCAGACAUCGCCUGUCCUCGUAACACAGUGGGUCACCCCCACUCUGGUACUCACUGGCCACUUGGACGGCUACCUUAGGGCAUGGGACGCAGCUAAUGGUCGACUGCUCGCAGCCGUUGCGGCUCAUGGGCAGAGCCUUAAUUCGCUCAGCUCCAAUCGCGCUGGCGACUUGGUCCUCACAGGGUCAAUAGACGGCACAGUGGCGCUAAGGAGUACCUCAAAGUUGGCAGCUGGCAGCUCAGGUGGUGACCUCGAGCCGGUAGCCUCGUGCGCCUCGUUGCGGGAUCAUCAUAGUACCGUCAGCCCAGCAUUUGCAGUCGCUCUACACCCGUAUCGACCCAUCUUUGCAUCAACAGGGCUUGGGGGUGAAUGCUCGCUGCAUAGUGCAGAGGCAUCACCUGAUGGCAUCUUUGGCUCUCAUCUCUCCACAGCAUCAUCCAACCCCUCUUCGUCCUCCUCAGCCUCGCCCACUUUCGGUCUCACCCUCCGCUUCUCCCCGUCCGGUUCCCUCCUCGCCCUCGGUACAACAGAAGGGCACGUCCAUCUUCAUCGGCUAGCCUUCGACAGUUCCAAUGACCUCAAAGAGGAGCGCCCAAUUCUCGUCCACGUGAUGACAAUAACAUCUCACGCCUUGCCUAUCCGCUCCCUCGCCUUCUCGUCGGAGACGGAUCGCAAGGGUCAACUGCACGACGACCUCCUAAUUGUCGGAGGAGACGAUGCAAUCAUCACAGCGUACGAUGUACGGAAUGCCGUCCCGGUCGAGGGGAAGCACAGGCCGUCUGUUGCCUCCAAGAAUCCCGUAGCCGUGCUAAAGGGACAUCGUGGCCCCAUUUCGUCAUUGUGCGCCGUUCCAACUCUCAACAGCAAUACAGCGGGCAGUGUCAUCGGGGGUGGGUCGCGGCUACUCUCCUCCAUCUCGACGGCAGAUAGGACAGUGCGCAUCUGGGACCUCUCUGCGCGACCAAAGGCGGCAGUCUUCGUGACAACGGUGGAUGUGGGGCCUAGUGGGGGUCUCGAUUGGCGCAAGCCUCCCCCUGUGACGGUAAAGAACGGUGAGGAAGAGGCGGCAAAGACUGCGGGUUUAGGUGCGGCAUUUGUCGUAUCGGGCAAGGACGGCAAGGUCAAGUGGUACAGGCUGGCAGGGACUGGCUUGGACGCUGCAGAGGAGCGCGAUGCUGCUCUUGUUGCCAAUGGGGAGGCGACCGGUGAUGCAGUGGGAGUCAACGGUCAGGCCUGAAAGAGCUCGGCUCGACUCGAUAGCAUUCAAUCGACGAAUUGCAUUAUCGUUGACAAGAUUAUUUCAAUGGUCGAAUGCUCUCAAGCGGUCAUGCCGCUUACGAUGUGUCUCUUCCCUGCCUGUGCCGUACCGUCGUCCUAUGCCAGCUCUUCACCCGUCCUCUAUC